GAUAAAUACCCACCACCAUUUCUCCUGACCACUCAUUCUCACCCUUCUUUUCCUUGUCCUCUGCUUUAUUUAUUAUCCCCAUACUUAUUUUAAAAUACUUCAUUAAUUAUUAUUGCUCGGAUAUUUAGCCAUGGCUAAGGAAGUUGAAGCCGUGCCGGAGCAGCCAGCCGGAUUCUCCGCAAAGGACUACCAUGACCCGCCGCCGACUCCACUGAUCGACUUAGACGAGCUGACCAAGUGGUCCUUUUACAGAGCCAUCAUCGCCGAGUUCAUCGCCACACUCCUCUUCCUCUACGUCACCGUCUUAACCGUCAUCGGCCACAGCCGGAGCAUCGACAUCAAUGCCGGCGGCGAAGAGUGCGGCGGCGUUGGAACACUCGGCAUCGCCUGGGCCUUUGGUGGCAUGAUCUUCAUCCUCGUCUACUGCACCGCCGGAAUUUCAGGAGGGCACAUAAACCCGGCGGUAACAUUGGGGCUGUUUUUGGGGAGGAAGGUGUCGCUGAUAAGGGCGGUGUUGUACAUGGCGGCUCAGUGUUUGGGAGCGAUCUGCGGAGUGGGAUUGGUGAAGGGCUUCCACAAGGCUUAUUACGACCGUUACGGCGGAGGGGCGAAUAUGUUGCAACCUGGAUACAACAUAGGUACUGGUUUGGGUGCAGAGAUAAUUGGUACUUUCGUCUUGGUCUACACCGUCUUCUCUGCCACUGACCCAAAGAGGAAUGCCAGAGAUUCUCAUAUUCCCGUGUUGGCCCCACUUCCGAUUGGGUUCGCUGUGUUUAUGGUCCACCUGGCCACGAUCCCCAUAACCGGAACGGGCAUAAACCCGGCAAGGAGUCUUGGAGCAGCAGUGAUUUACAACAAAGACAAGGCCUGGGAUGACCAGUGGAUUUUCUGGGUGGGCCCCUUCGUCGGCGCUGCCGUCGCCGCCAUCUACCACCAGUUCAUCCUUAGAGCCGCCGCCAUCAAGGCUCUCGGCUCCUUUAGGAGCAACGCCUCAUAAACGGGCCCAUUUAUGGAUCAUUAUUAUUGUCCCACAUUGAAUAUUUAUUUACUGCUUCGUUUGGAUGUAUUGAAGUGUAUUUCCAUUUCUGUGUAUUAUUAAUUACUCGAUUAACUUAUUAUCUUAUGGUUGGAUUACUUAAUCUAGUAGGGGUCUUUUUCGGGUUCGCCUCUUGAUUGGGUUGCACUGUUGUAUGUGGUGGGUGGGGGCCACUGAUGAUGAACCAUAAUUAACUUUGCAUUUGUUUUCUAAAACUAGUGGCCUGACCGGGUUCGUCGAUAAUUGGAUUCGUGUUCAAUAUGAUGUGGAAAUUAUCAAAGAUGCUGUUUGAAAGUUUUGCGAGCC
Cuscuta epithymum is the source of this 1342-nucleotide messenger RNA. The record is from the annotation of a GenBank genome assembly. NCBI's taxonomy places the organism in Eukaryota, Viridiplantae, Streptophyta, Magnoliopsida, Solanales, Convolvulaceae.